AUGGCGAGCACUGGACAACGACCUGCAGAUGACUCUGCCCCUAGCUACUCCGAGAUUGUUGCAUCUUGGUCGCCCGAAGAACGAGCCGCUAGGGAGAAGAAGUUGAUCAGAAAAAUUGAUCUGAGACUGCUGCCCAUAUUGAUCCUCAUGUACAUCAUGAAUUACAUCGACCGCAAUGCCCUACCCCAAGCAAAGGUCCAAGGACUCGUGGCUGAUAUUGGCCUUGUCGGUGUCGAAUAUAAUAUUGUGCUCAGCUUGACGUUCAUCGGUUAUAUCUUGAUGCAAGUGCCUAGUAACAUGAUCUUGGGCUUGACGAGGCCGAGUAUAUACCUGUCGGUGGUCAUGAUCUUAUGGGGCAUCGUCAGCGGUUGCUCUGGUGCGGUGCACAACUUUGCCGGUAUGGCGGCUUGCCGUUUCUUCCUUGGAAUCACUGAAGCCCCUUUCUUUGCUGGCGUUGCCUUUCUAUUCUCGGGCUGGUACACAAGAGCAGAGCUUGGACUUCGAUUGGGCAUCUUCUUUUGCGCUGCCAUGCUCAGUGGAGCAUUUGGCGGGCUCUUUGCCGCAGGUAUCGCGGCCGCAUUUCAAGGCAACGCCAUAGCGAGCUGGCGCUGGCUUUUCAUCAUCGAGGGAGCUGCAACAGUAGUAUUUGCAUGUGCCACUGCCUUUGUCAUUCCAGAUUGGCCAGCAACGACCAAAUGGCUGACUGAAGAGGAGAAAGCCCUCGGGGUCGUUCGACUCAUCGAAGACGCCGGAGAAGAGGACUCAGAAAUCAAGACAUGGCAUGCAUUCAAAAUGGCAGCAAAGGAUUUUAGGAUCUGGCUCUGUAUUGCCAACCAAAUGUGUUUGCAGGCUGUUGCCUCGCUAACCAAUUUCUUGCCCACACUCGUCAAGAACUUUGGCUUCAGCACCAUCCAUACACUCUUGCUGACUGCACCUCCCUACCUCUUUACCGCCUGCUUCUGCUUGUUCAAUACGUGGUAUUCCGACAAGACUAGCCAGCGCUCUCCGCACAUUGUCUAUCCCACCAUCGUUGCCAUUGCUGGCAUCAUCAUUACGGUGGCGACGACAAACAUUGGCGCUCGCUACUUUGCGCUCUUCCUCAUGCUACCCGGCACGUAUGGCUGUUUUCAAAUCUCCAAUGCGUGGAUGGCAAACAUUGCAGCCCGCCCUCAGAAGAAGCGCGCAAUAGGACUCGCCAUGAACAAUUCCAUUGGCAAUCUUGCCCUUGUCUGGACUCCCUACUUGUAUCCAGACAGUGCUGGUCCGAGAUACACGACAGCCUGGGGUGUCAAUUUGGCACUUUGCGUCGUGACAUUAGUAUCAACACUGCUUCUAUCAUACUACCUGAAGAGAGACAACAAGAAGAUGGAGCAGCUGGAGGCAGAUGGCUACACAUUGGAAGAGGGAGAUGUGAAGGGGAAAUCCAAAGCGGCUGCCCAUCAUCACGAACAUCCCACUGCAGGUCGACCAUUGGGUGGUGCCGGAACCGGUAAACUGGCCAAAUACCAGACAUAG
Messenger RNA from Pestalotiopsis fici W106-1, 1515 nucleotides. RefSeq lists its product as uncharacterized. The record is from RefSeq and is a predicted model, not a curated record. Gene Ontology annotation, molecular function: transmembrane transporter activity. Gene Ontology annotation, cellular component: membrane. NCBI's taxonomy places the organism in Eukaryota, Fungi, Ascomycota, Sordariomycetes, Amphisphaeriales, Sporocadaceae. The transcript is spliced from 7 exons. Gene Ontology annotation, biological process: transmembrane transport. The coding region runs from base 1 to 1515 and encodes 504 amino acids.